ACGGGAAAGUAGGUAGGCAAAAAGAGAGAGGGAAAAGUCUCACCAGGAUCAUUCAUGAUGGUUUCUUAAUGCUUAGAUGUUCUUUUGACUUUCAGCUGCAGCAGCUAAAUGAUCGGCCAUGUUACUAGCCAAUCUUUUCUCCCUCGGCCCUGAGGAGCUGCCUCGGACCACGGAGGGAGCUGCCUCUUCCUCCUCCAAUCAGCGAGAGUCCUCCUCAUUAGUAGUCAGCCCUCCAGGGUGACUUUCAACCCAAUUAAGGGUCCACCGGAAGAGGAAAGGCAGAUAAAGAAGAGAGAAGCCUCUUCGUGUACCUGCAGCCACUGCAACCCAAACCAGAAGUCUCUGUGUGUGUGUCUUCUGAUGCCUCUUUUCCAAGAGAGAAUAUCGGAUUGCAUAAGGGGAGGCUCCAGGUGCCUUCCACACACCCCACCACCGUGAUUCUGUGUUCUGUUGUCCCCAAAAGGGGUCAGCCUGCUGCGGAAGCCAAUCAGAGCCAGACAGGAGUGAUGGACCUUUGCAACACUUUCACUGAGGCAUUUCAGCAAAAGGAUCCCAGCUGCUAACGGAGCCGAGACUCUGAACAACAGCAAAGCACCAUAUUUUAUACCAUUGAAUACCAGAAAUAGGGAAAUACAAAUUUCACAAACUAUCACCUUUUAUGAAGUUAUACUUUGCUUUAGUCUACGUGUCCUUUGCCCAUUUGCAAUUUCUGCAAUUGAUCCAUAUUUGGUUAUUCUACCUCUAUUGCCAAGCCUCAUGACUUCCUAUUCAGUUUUGGGGUAUGUGUUAUCCCAUUUUGUCCAUUCCUAACUGUCACUUCUAAGUUAUCGCUCCCUCCCUGGAUGGGGACAUAUGUUUGUUUCAUUAGAUCAGGGCAGGGCAGGACUUGGCUUCAAAUCUGUUGGCAAGACGUGAGCAACACCUGGAUGGUUGUUUUUGUAUUGUUGUUUGUUAUGUUUUAUGUGUUUUUUAUUGUUAGCCGCCCAGAGUCCUUCGGGAGUGGGGCGGCUUAUAAAUUUUAAAAAUAAAAUAAAAAUAAAAUAAAAUAAAACAUGUUCACGCUGUGACAUGCAAAGAUGAUCUUUGUUGAGAAACCAGUCUGUAAGGGAAAUCAGGAGGUGGAGCCAGCAAAGACCAAAGUGUAAUAAUCAUCCGAGCAUGAAAGGAACAACCAGAAAUUGGUAAAAGUGUUUCUGGGAUGAUGGAAGAGUCUUACACAGGGAAAGAUUUUUACACUGAGAAUUUUAAUCCCAGAGCCCAUCUGGAAAACUACUACAAAGUUAAGUUGGAGGAUGGUGGACUGGGUCAGUUUGUAACCUUUUUCCUGAAAGGGGCCCACAGGGCAUUUACCAUAGAUGGCAUCAAGGGAGACACCCUCAUCGACAUUGGCAGUGGUGCAACCAUCCAUCAAUUCCUCUCUGCCUGCGAGUCAUUCCGGGAGAUCAUAGCCACCGAUUACGCUCUCCAGAACCGCGAGGAAGUUCAACGAUGGCUGAAGAAGGAGCCAGGAGCCUUUGAUUGGACCCCCAUUGUGAAAUAUGUCUGUGAUUUGGAAGGAGACAGGGAAAAAUGGCCAGAGAAGGAAGAGAAGGUCCGAAGAACUGUCAAGAAGUAUCUGAAAUGUGAUGUGACCCAACCCAACCCUUUGGCUCCACUGGUUCUUCCUCCUGCAGAUUGUCUGCUCUCCAGUUUGUGCUUUGAUGGGGCUUGCAGAGACAUCCCCACCUACCGAUCGGCCUUCAGGAACAUCAGUUCCCUUCUGAAACCAGGGGGGCACCUCCUGUUUUAUUCCACCCUUGAAGGGCACUACUAUAAGGUUGGCCAACACCGAUUCUCUAACAUUUUCUUGGAGAAGGAUAUGAUAGAAAAGGCAGUGAGACAGGCUGGCUUUGUUAUUAAAUGGAUUGAAGAGACCAGGAUCAACUGCCCCCCUUCUAUAGCAGAUGGGAAGGGGCGGUGCAUUCUUCUCUCCCAGAAAUGUAGCUCAUGAAAUAAGGCAGCUGUUGAUGUAAAACCCAGAGGCUUCCGCAACCAUUGUUAUGAAUCUAUUAUACCAGUUAGGGAAAGCACAGACCACGUGUCUUCUGUGAUCUUUUCCACAGCUUUCCUAGUAGCUAUUUAGGAAAUGGCUCUAUGUGUAAUAAAGUAACAUCUUGCCUA
Molecule: messenger RNA, 2160 nt
Organism: Crotalus tigris (Tiger rattlesnake)
Lineage: Eukaryota; Metazoa; Chordata; Lepidosauria; Squamata; Viperidae
Product: nicotinamide N-methyltransferase-like
Exons: 3
Coding region: 1199-1990 (263 amino acids)
Cellular component (GO): cytosol
Molecular function (GO): N-methyltransferase activity
Source: RefSeq, a predicted model, not a curated record